UCUGAAACAUAAAACGGUCUAUAUACAUCAAUUUCGGAAAUUUACUAAGGGAAUAAAACUCAGGAAAUAAAAUUAUAUAUAAUAACCUAACACAUACAUAUUCCUGCAUUGGUGUAUGUACGCAUGUGAGAAAUGAUUUGGUACGUCCUGUGAAGUACAAAAAGUGUAUAAUGGAUACAAACUUCGUUGACAUGGCAUACGAACGUUAUGGAAUACUAGUACAAAAUGAACAAUACGAUGAAGAUUUAACAAAGCCUGAUGACAUUCAAAAAAUUAAUAUCAACAAUGCCGUUUUUAUUCCGGACGGCAUUUCCAGCAGCAGUCAAAUAAAUGCACAAAGAAAUAAAAUGUUUGAUUCGUUCCUUCAGUCGGAAACUCAGUUUAGUGAAAACAUAAUGAAUACAAGUAUGCAUGGAAAACAGUUACUGAAAGCAUCGGAGAACGUUUGCCCAUCUAAAAUAAAGAAGAAUGCCAAGCACUAUUUGACAAACUUUGAAAUGGCGGAAAACAGCGAUUGCUCCGAACAGCACGAAAUUUCAAAGGCGUUGGUAAAUUGCCUUCAAAACAAUGUAAGAGAAAUAAAAGAGUCUGAUAUUGGCAACCGCAUUACUGAAACUUCCGAAACAAUUGGGCUUAUAUCAUCUGGAAAGUCGAGACGCUGGGAACAAAAACUAGUUCAAAUUAAAACAAUGGAAGGGGAAUUCAGUGUAACUAUGUGGGCAUCUGGAACAUCCGAUGACGAGUACUCUGGGUCUGAGCAAAAUAUUGGCGAAACGGAUUUUAUGAAAGAAAAAGAUAACUCAUCUGAUGGGGCAAUGGUCAUUUCACAGAGCCAUGAAACUGAAUUAGAUUUUGGACACGAGGAAUCUAUGUUACGGCAACAGUUGUUGUUCCAUCAAGAAUUGCAAAUGCAGCGGCAGUUAAAUGCUGUUCCGUUAACAGGACAGUUACCAAAGGAGAAAAAACUUCCUGCGCAAGUAAAGAAUCCUUCCAUUAAAAGCCUCACCAAAUCAAUGUCCAGUUGUGAAACUCAACCUCUGUUAACAAAUUCCAUUAUAAGUGCCCAGGCUAUAAAUCGGUCUGGCGCUAUUACAAUUGAAAGUCACAAAUUAUUAGAUAAUGAUAAUGUUUGCGAUUCACAUUCGGCAGGAACACUGCCUUUUGGUCUUGUUCUGCAAGGAAGUCUACAAUCAGAUAGAUCGUCAACUCCACCUCAACUACCAUAUAAUGAAAACUUGGGAGCUUCAGUCACAACCACUGAUCUGGAACUCAACAAUUCCCAUGACUUGGUGGCUUAUCCAAACGAUAAAAAAAUAGCAUGCCCCCAUAAAGGAUGUCAUAAAAAUUUCAGAGACUCGUCUGCAAUGCGCAAACAUUUACAUACGCAUGGUCCUCGUGUGCAUGUUUGUGCAGAGUGCGGAAAAGCUUUUGUAGAAAGUUCUAAGCUAAAAAGACACCAGCUCGUUCACACCGGAGAAAAACCAUUUCAGUGUACUUUUGAAGGAUGUGGAAAACGUUUUUCCCUUGAUUUUAACUUAAGGACACACGUAAGAAUACACACCGGAGACAGGCCAUUUGUUUGCCCCUUUGAUUCCUGCAAUAAAAAAUUUGCUCAGUCCACAAAUUUAAAAUCACACAUAUUAACUCAUGCAAAAGCAAAGAGGAACACAGGUACUAUGCGCCACAGUACUUGUUCGAACAACGAUUCAAACAGUCCUAGUGAUGAAAGAAAUUCAACAAAUUAUAUUAAGGUAGAACUGCGAGAUAAUGUUUCAGAAAACAAUGUUCCCUUUGUAGUGUAUGCAGACUGACAAGUUUGUAUAUUUUUAAAUGGUAUGAAUAGAAUAUAUGUAUUGUAAGAUUAUGUUUAUAAUAUAUUAUGUAAGAAUCUUUCCCAAACAUACAUGGAUGAA
Drosophila persimilis is the source of this 1913-nucleotide messenger RNA. RefSeq names its product polycomb protein PHO. Bases 171 to 1811 code for a protein of 546 amino acids. The record is from RefSeq and is a predicted model, not a curated record. NCBI's taxonomy places the organism in Eukaryota, Metazoa, Arthropoda, Insecta, Diptera, Drosophilidae. Gene Ontology annotation, cellular component: transcription regulator complex; PcG protein complex. Gene Ontology annotation, biological process: regulation of transcription by RNA polymerase II. Gene Ontology annotation, molecular function: RNA polymerase II cis-regulatory region sequence-specific DNA binding; DNA-binding transcription factor activity, RNA polymerase II-specific. The transcript has 6 exons.